UGUUUAAAAAUGAAAGAGUAGGGCAAAUGCGUUAUAUAGUUGGGCUCCAAAAUAAAAUUAGCCAUCGAAAGUUAAAAGUCCCACAAAUCACCUUAUUAUAAACCACUCCAACUAGCAAUAGGUGUCAAAGACCCACCACCCACCGCCCCAACACACACCCAAAAUUCUUGUCUUUGAUCUCUUCUUAAGCUCUCUCUUCAUCUCACCAUCUUAGCUUGUUUGCUUUGCUUGCCACCCAAGAGAGAGAGAGAGGUGAAAAUGGGAGCUCUGGAUUAUCUCUCAAACUUCUGCACUAUCACCACCAGAAGAAAGAAAAGGAAACCAAUGCAGACAGUUGAGAUAAAGGUGAAAAUGGACUGUGAUGGGUGUGAAAGAAGAGUCAAGAGUGCUGUCAAAAACAUGAAAGGUGUGAAAAGUGUGGAGGUGAACAGGAAACAAAGCAGGGUGACAGUGAGUGGGUUCAUAGAUCCAAACAAGGUACUUCGGAAGGUAAAGAGCACCGGAAAAAGGGCAGAAAUGUGGCCAUACGUACCCUACAACCUCGUCUACUAUCCUUACGCGUCUCAGGCGUACGAUAAGAGGGCGCCUUCUGGUUAUGUUAAGAAUGUUCCGCAGGCACUGCCUCCGCCUAAUGCCGCUGAAGAACGCAUCACUUACAUGUUCAGCGACGACAACCCUAACGCUUGUUCCAUUAUGUAAUCUCACCUUGCAUUGCAUGCAUGGGAGUAAUGAAGCUACCUUAGCAGCUAGACCAUGGUUUUUUUUUUCACCAGAGAAAUCUGCAACCACUAUACCUCCACCAAUAGUGGCAUUUGGCAAGAUUUCCCAUAGCUUCUAUCUCCUCCACUUGUUACUUAUUAUUGUAUGUUUGUAAUGCAGAACUUUUUAAAAAUAUUUAGGUG
This is a messenger RNA of Ipomoea triloba (trilobed morning glory), 902 nucleotides long. RefSeq names its product heavy metal-associated isoprenylated plant protein 21. The transcript has 3 exons. The coding region runs from base 259 to 699 and encodes 146 amino acids. The record is from RefSeq and is a predicted model, not a curated record. Lineage: Eukaryota; Viridiplantae; Streptophyta; Magnoliopsida; Solanales; Convolvulaceae. Gene Ontology annotation, molecular function: metal ion binding.